Diplodia corticola is the source of this 2718-nucleotide messenger RNA. RefSeq names its product saff domain-containing protein. The record is from RefSeq and is a predicted model, not a curated record. Lineage: Eukaryota; Fungi; Ascomycota; Dothideomycetes; Botryosphaeriales; Botryosphaeriaceae. Gene Ontology annotation, biological process: septin cytoskeleton organization. Bases 1 to 2718 code for a protein of 905 amino acids. The transcript is spliced from 7 exons. Gene Ontology annotation, cellular component: cytoplasm; endocytic vesicle; cell division site.
AUGGAGCUGUCCAGGAAAGACUACCCGGCCAUGCUGGAGUCGCUCCAGCCUACGCAGGCCGUAGCCGUCUUGAACGACCGCGUCAAGCACAUCCAGAAGGUCAACGCAGACAUCGCCGACUUCCUGCAGGAGCGCCGCCGCCUGGAGGACCAAUAUGCCCAGGGCCUUCGCAAGCUGGCCGCCAGGCAGCUGCCCGAUGCCGGCGCUGACCUCGGCGUCUUCACCCUGCCGUGGCAGCGCAUCGUCGGCGCGACAGAGGCGCUUGCCGAAUCGCACCACUCUCUGGCCCACAAGCUCGACACCGACGUCGAGCGUCCUCUGCGCGACUUUGACAAGACGAAUCGCGAGAUGCAGGCCAUGUCCAACAUCAGCGGCAACAUGGCGCACAUGGCCAAGGAGAUCGACAGCGCGCAGAAGCGCGCAGACAAGCUGAAGGAAAAGGGCGCCAAGGCCCCUGCUGGCAAGGUCGCAACUGCCAGCACCGAUGUCGAGAAUGCCAACCAGCAAUGGAGUUCUCAGGCCCCAUUCGUCUUUGAGCAGCUCCAGGCCGUUGACGAGAGCCGCAUCAACCAGCUGCGGGACGCUCUCACCCAGUUCCAGACUCUGGAACUCGAUGCCAUUGACAGGACCCGAGGACCCACUGAGCAGUGCCUGGGCGUGAUACUGGAGGUGCAGACGGCCGACGAGAUCAAGACUUUCUCCCUGAAAACUACGAGCGGAAAACCGAAACUUGAGACGCAAAGGGGCAGAAAUCAAGCACAGGCCAGCAGCAGCUCGACCCCGGCAAUGCAACCUCCCCCCACCCCGGACGACGGAUCGAGCCAGCGAUCUGGUUCAGGUGGGUCGCCUGUCGUGCCUGCUGAACCUCGCUUACGCCCAGCAGUACAAGAGCAGAAGCACGGUGGACUUCAUGGCCUGAAGCGCUUAGGAACUGUUCUCGGCCGUCGAAAGAGCACGGCGCCUUAUGCUCGGACUUCUUCCCCGGAUAGGAAGUCGUCAUCUCCCAACCUAGGAGCUGCCUUCAGCUCUUUUGGAAGCCGAGGCAACAAGUCGAGAGAUGCAGACCAUCGCCCGGCCUCACCAUCUCGACUUGCAGAAAGCCAGCUUCCGAGCUCUCCGGAAGCCAGCGAAUCGAUCGCUUCUCCAGUAAGACCAGAAAGCGCAUCAGUAGAUCGGACCAAUGGCAUUUCCCCGGUGCCCGAGGACGAACCAAGGGAUUCAGAGAUGAUGAACGGUGGCCAGAGCUCGGGCAUACCACAGCUGCAAGAACCGCUGCAACCGACAAGCGCUUCGAGUGUUUCACUGGAACCCCAGAAGGACGCAGAUGGCUAUACGGUGCCGGCAACGUCUGCCACGUCUGAUCUGUUUGCUCAAGUAGAGGCUGACGCAGCUGCCGAGAGUGUUCCUCCGCAAUUCAAGGUAGACAUAAGAAAUGCUCCGAUCCAAGAAGAAGAUAGCGGCGAGGCAGAAAGCGCAAUGGCCAACGUUGCAAACACUCUUCGAAUGCAAGCGGCUCCGACUAAGAGAUCCAAUACCACGAGAGGUAGGCGAGAUGUUCGCAACACGAUAUUCGUGCCCUCUACUUCUCAGGGUCCCGACCUUCCGCCUUUCGCUGAGCCGACCAAUGCUCCACCAUUGCCGAUUCCUGCAUCACCGUCGUCUUCGCCCCUGCCUUCCGCUUCCCCAAAUCUGUCAGCAGUCUCGCCGCAAAUACCGAUUCCUGCAUCCCCGCCUUCGGCAAGGCCCCAGUCUCCCCUGCGGCCAGCCAGUCAUCGCCUGAACCUCGGCGAUGAUCAUGCCGCCUCCGACACACAGUCAAUCCGUUCGGGCCGCUCGCUCAGCAGCUCGUACAGCCACACCGUGCGUCACCCAGAUAUGCACGAGCCUGGGUUGAACUCAUCGAUUGUCGAGACGGUGAGCACCUGGUUCGAGCACGGCCAUGUGACCAGGGCUGUUGUUAUUGGCGAACUUGCUCUGGCGUACAAUCCCCCGGACCUUUCGGUCCCCUUUGGAAAUGAGACGAUUAGGCUCGAGAAUUUCCCGGUUCUCGAGAAAGUGGCACCCAACCCGACGUUCGUGGACCAGGUUGCGGAUAAGGCCGGUGAUUACAGCAUCAACCUUUCCAGCAUCACACGGACGCAGGUUGCCUUCAAGUACCAGGUGCAUCUCGACGAAAACAACAUUGCGUCAUUUGCUCCCAUCGCUUUGACUCCGGCGUGGAAGGUCGAGCCUACCCAAACGUCUGUCAUCCUCAAUUACUCUCUUAACCCCGCCUUCCGCCUUGCGGCCGGCCACACGAGCGUCACGCUGAGUAACGUCGUUCUCAUCAUGCAUCUUGACCCUGCUGGUUCAAGAUCGUCCCACUGCCAAUCGAAGCCCGUUGGUACCUUCUCAAAAGAGAAGUCCUUGAUCUAUUGGCGCCUCGGCGACGUUACUCUGAGUGCGGAUCAGCCUGCACAAGCACUUCGCGCUCGCUUCUACACCGAUACGGAGGCCAAGCCAGGCAACAUCGAGGCGCGGUGGGAGAUGACCGGUGAAAAUGCAAGCGGCCACGGCAGCGGUUUGGACGUCUCACAAAUGGUGCAAGCAGGUGAGGCGGUAGAAGUUGAGGACGACCCGUUUGCAGAUGAAAGCGCGGCGCCUAGCAGCCCCGCCAUCACGUGGAAAGACGUUCCAGUUAUCAAAAGGAUUUCAAGCGGCACCUACACUGCUGUAUAA